AUGCGUGGGCUUGUGCUUUGCAGCUGUGGUGCUACGGGCCGGGUUCCCAGCAGUGUAAAUCUUCUGAAGAAGAUGGUGGAGUACAACAUCUUCGACUUCGUUUUUUGUUUCAGCGGCGUCUCCACCAUCGACUCUAUGGUUGUUCCUGCGCUGUCUCGGUUCGUCGAAAAUAUUUGCGUAUACGACAUGAAGCCGUGGGAGGCACUGGAGCGCUCGUUCGGGGAGGAUCGUCAUGCUCUUGAGGCAUCACCUGUUUUCCUGUGUUUCGCUGACAUGCGAUCCAAAGGUGACUCAUAUGAGCGAGUCACAGUAUCACGCAUGUUGGCCUACUCCAGUUUUGCCGAUUCUCGUCCAUGGGGACUAGACAUGUAUUGCUGCGAACACUGUGGCGGCCCAUCUCAAAAUAUCAGGUUCAACGCAUGCGGGCGGAAGUCAUACGGAAGCAAGUGGUUGCAAACGAAGAUGAAGUAUUAUUGCCGGCAGUGCAAGGUGUCGAAGCAAGCCAUUCCACCACCGGCUUGGGUUCACAGCUGUCGCUCGGACAACAUGUAUCGUGUGUGGUACGAAUGGCCACUAACCCAUGAACAACUUGCGAGCAUCGGUGUCCGUUACUGA
Messenger RNA from Suillus bovinus, 615 nucleotides. RefSeq lists its product as uncharacterized. The coding region runs from base 1 to 615 and encodes 204 amino acids. The transcript has 2 exons. The record is from RefSeq and is a predicted model, not a curated record. Lineage: Eukaryota; Fungi; Basidiomycota; Agaricomycetes; Boletales; Suillaceae.